This is a messenger RNA of Meloidogyne enterolobii, 243 nucleotides long. Lineage: Eukaryota; Metazoa; Nematoda; Chromadorea; Rhabditida; Meloidogynidae. The record is from the annotation of a GenBank genome assembly.
AUGUUUGUUGUUUUAUUGGCAAUUGACAGAUACUGUGCCAUGUGCCGUUCCAAUUGGUGUGCACGUUAUAGAAAUUAUCGAACAGCAAUAGCUCUUUCUUUGUGUGCCUGGAUAUUUGCAGGAGCUUCAGCUUCACCACUUUAUUUUUUUGCUGAAGUUGCUUUUUUGCGUUUGCGCUCAGUAGAAAAAGUGCAUAAAUUAUGUAUAGCAAAAUGGCCAAAUUCUGACGUUGCUAGAUGGUAA